This is a messenger RNA of Racocetra persica, 503 nucleotides long. The record is from the annotation of a GenBank genome assembly. NCBI's taxonomy places the organism in Eukaryota, Fungi, Glomeromycota, Glomeromycetes, Diversisporales, Gigasporaceae.
GAAAAGAAAAUAAAGGACAAAAAUGUGAACGUUGCGAAGUGCUGAUUGGGGAAAAAAAUCUCCAAAGAUGGCGGCCCGGACACAUUGAAUUGCCGGUGCCAGUAACCAAUAUUGCUGUUUUCAAAAUUCUGGCCACUAAUUUGAGUAAAUUAUUAGGCAUUCCUGCUAAAAAAUUAGAAGAUAUUAUUUAUUUUAAUGCUUAUGUAAUUAUUGAUAAUAAUUUAAUCAGUUCGUUGAAAAAGGGAAAAAUUUUAGAAAAAAAGUUCAAUCAAUCUCAAAUUGACAGCAUUCUGCAAGAAAUCAUUCAAGAGAAAAAGUUGGCAGAAAAUGUUCUGGAAAAAGCCGAGCAAUUACAGAAAAAAAUUACUGCCAAGAAAAAUAAAAAAGAAGAAACUACCGAUACCACUUUUUCAGAAGAGUAUUUAGAUUUCUUAGAAAAACAUUGCGGAGUGAAACUUAGCACCGGAACUGAGGCUUUACAAGAAUUAUUGGUGGGAAUUAAU